This is a messenger RNA of Alternaria arbusti, 840 nucleotides long. RefSeq lists its product as uncharacterized. The record is from RefSeq and is a predicted model, not a curated record. The transcript has a single exon. Bases 1 to 840 code for a protein of 279 amino acids. NCBI's taxonomy places the organism in Eukaryota, Fungi, Ascomycota, Dothideomycetes, Pleosporales, Pleosporaceae.
AUGUCGCUCUACUCAUGGGAGCAACCCGCGCCGAAACCACGCUACUACGCUCAGGCGCUGUCUGUAGAGGACCUGAAAGCGCUCGCACGAGGCGAGAAGAACCACAACCUCCAAGAGUGGUCGGACGAGCGCCUUUUCACUCACCAUGGGGAUCGCAGGGGCUUGAUACCCCAGGCCAUGCCCUUGGAAGAGAAGAUCAUCGCGCUCGCGGAGAUUGAGCACGAGAUGCAGCAAAGCCAGCGCGCUGAAGCCAAGACGAAGGAGAAGGUGCGUAAUAAGGUGCACAUACCUCGGAUUAGGAAGACAACUGACAAUAAGAAGGACGAGGAACAUAGUCGCACACAGUUUUGGCAGUCUUCUCAGUCGACAUACGACCUUCGCUCUUCUAUGCUGCCACCUCCGCCGCCUCGGUCAACACCAACUACACAGCCUGAGGAGUACGAAGAGCCGCGCAGCCGUCGGUACUCACACGUUCGGGCGGCUAGCAGCGGAGACUACUUUUACCAGCCAUCCAGCCCUCGCACAAGCGCAUACAACACCCGUCGUAUCUCGCCUCUAGCAAGCUCAUCAGGCCCGUCAUCGUCUAGCUCUUCGAACCAUGUACGUAGCCCUCUGAACCAAGAAGUGCUAUUCCGCGCUAACCCAGAGACGACGUUCAACUCUUUUCUCGUACCACACAAGUCUGGUACGGGUGAGGUUCUUGCAGAGUCCAAGAACGCGAAGAAGGAUAAAACACCGACGGCGAGCCUGAGCCCAAGUCCGAAGGCGUUGGCGAAGGUUAGGCGGUUGACGAAGAUGCCGUCGAUGCCGCUGCUGCGGAAGCGUAGUAGUGGUUCGUAA